Closterium sp. Naga37s-1 is the source of this 2129-nucleotide messenger RNA. The record is from the annotation of a GenBank genome assembly. NCBI's taxonomy places the organism in Eukaryota, Viridiplantae, Streptophyta, Zygnematophyceae, Desmidiales, Closteriaceae.
CACGAGUCCUGCUGGACUGUCAGAAGGCAUGGAACACAACGAUGGAUGGCUGGGUGGUUGGUGGGGACUGCAGCAAGGCGGCGAACAUCACGUGCGAUGCCACGGGCAUGAUUACAUCCAUGCACAUCGAGUACAACAGCUUCAAUGGCCCCAUUCCCGACUCCAUUGCCAACCUUGCGAAUCUUCGUAGCUUUAUCCUGGCGUUUACCAACCUGACUGGCCCCAUCCCUGAGUCCAUCAGCAACCUCGCAAAAUUAAGUCACCUAGACCUGUUUACCAACCAGCUGACUGGAUUUCCCGAGUCCAUCACCAAACUUGCAAAGCUUAAUCACUUCGACCUGGGGAACAACAGGCUGACUGGCACCAUUCCUGAGGCCAUCACCAACCUCGCACUCCUCACCUACUUUGACAUGGGUACCAACGGGUUGACGGGCACCAUUCCUGAGGCCAUCACCAACCUCGUGAAUCUUCGUGAAUUUAAACUAUUCACCAACAGCUUGACUGGCAGCAUUUUCGAGUCCAUUGGCAACCUUACGAACCUCAAUGUCUUGGACUUUUCCCAGAACAGCAUCACUGGCCCAAUCCCACAGUCUGUCGAGAAGCUCACGGGCCUUAAUCGCUUGGGUCUGUUUGAAAACAACAUGACGGGCUCGAUUCCUGACUCCAUUUCCACACUCACAAGGCUAACUUACUUAGGUCUCACACUAAACAAGCUGACUGGAUCAAUUCCGCCACUGGGCAACCUCCUUGCAUGUGAAAGCAUCUAUCUGAAUUACAACAACUUGACAGGCCCCCUUCCUGACUUCCUUACCAAGAACUCAGCUCUUCGCGACUUAUAUUUUAAUGACAACGGGCUGACUGGCUCCAUACAAGAAACAAUCAGCAACCUUCAGAAUCUGCUCACCUUGAGUCUGCAAGGCAAUCGCUUGACGGGGUCUAUUCCAUCCACGGUUGGAGUUAUGAGCAGCCUCACAUCAUUAGCUAUUGGCAACAACAGCCUGAGUGGACCAAUCCCUGACUCCAUCUCCAGCCUCUCAAACUUGGUUCAACUGGAAGUUUGGAAAAACAACCUGACUGGCCUGAUACCAACGACAUUAAGCAACCUCCGGGUUUUAACAGUAUUACACUUUGCAUACAACAGCAUCACGGGUCCAAUCCCUGACUCCCUUGAGGACCUCACAGGCCUUAGACGCUUGGACCUGGGGUACAACAACUUGACUGGCACCAUUCCAGAGUCUAUUAGCAAAAUCGCAAAUCUUCAAGCAUUAGGUCUCACUCACAACAGCUUCACUGGCCCAAUUCCUCAAUCCAUCGGGAAGCUUACUGGCCUUAAUCUCUUGACCUUGGGCUUCAACGACUUGACGGGCUCGAUUCCUGACUCCAUUUCCACCCUGAAGAAUCUUUCUGCCUUGAGUCUUCCAAGCAAUCGCUUGACGGGAUCCAUUCCUUCCACUGUUGGAGUUAUGAGCAGCCUGAUAUCAUUAUCCGUUAGCAACAACAGUCUGAGUGGAACAAUUCCAGAUUCCAUCUCCAGGCUUACAAACUUGAUUCAACUGGGCCUUCGCAACAAUGGCCUGACCGGAUCCAUUCCAUCCACCAUUGCAAGUUUAAGCAGCCUGACAGGAUUAGUCUUGAACAACAACAGCCUGAGUGGAACAAUUCCCGACUCCCUCUCCAUGCUCUCGAACUUGAUUCGACUGGAGCUGUCUUCAAACUCACUGUCUGGCUCCAUGCCAAAUUCAUUUGCACGCCUCACCAACUUGGAGGACUUAAACAUUGCCAACAACACCCUGACAGGCAGCAUUCCACCGUCCAUUGGCAGCCUCGCCCAGCUUUCUACUUUGAAUGUGAGUGGAAGUGGCCUGACCUGCCCUGCUGACUACACUCCAUGCGUGGCGCAGCAGCAGCCUCAGAGUGCCUUUUGCCUCCAGUGCGCCUCCUUCUGUGCCACCUGCGGCAAGCCAGCACCUCCGCCCCUAUCUCCUGGGAGCACCACAGGGUCCCCAUCUCCCCCCACGGCCUCCCCAGCAGCCCCCCCUUCGCCUGCUAAGUCCACCUCCCAGUCUGGCGGCCUCACAGCAGCCGCCAUUGCUGGCGUUGCCGUGGCUUCCCUGCUGCUGCUGGUUUGA